AUGCAAAGCGAUUCUUCCUCCUGCCUCCCCAAGCGCAAAAAUCCCGAUCUCGGGAAGCCGCCUCGACGCUCCCGGCGUGUGUUCCACGCAUCCCUUCUCCCCGCGGCAGCCCAGGCGCUCAGAGGUGUCAGACGCGGCCCCGGCACCGGGAGGGCUGCCCGGGAACGGGGCGGGUUCCCCACGGAGCGAACCCCUCGGGCGGGACCGGCCACCGUGCCACACAUCCACGGGAAUUCCCAAAUUCCCGAGCACCACCUUCGCUUGGGGGGCUUCACGCGGGGCCUCCCCGGAUCCCGGGGUGACCGGCAGAGACCCCGCUCGGACGGGGCCGCUCCGGUGGCGGGGCCGGGGCACCGACCCCUCCGUGGGACCCGCCGCCGCCCCCCCGUCCCGGGGCAGGGGUACAGCCCGGCUCUGCCCACGGCGGGGCCCGGGCCCGGCUGCGAGCCCCGUUCCCCCCUCCCGGUGCUGCCACAGCCGCGGGGCCACGCACCGGCCGGGGCUCCCACGCCGCGGUCCCGGCUCCCGGUGGUAGGGGGCACAGCGCCGCACCGCCGCCGGGGGGGUCCUCAGAGCCCCCCACCUCCCGCUCCGGUUACCCCCAAUCCCGCCGCUCCCCCCCAUCCCGGCGAUCCCGCUGUUCCCGGGGCGCGGCGGCUCCGCCGGGGCCGCGCUCCCCUCACACCCCCCGACCCCCCCCGCUCCCCCCUCACGCCCCCCCCCAACCCUCCCCGCGCCCCCCGCCCGCCGCCCCUCGCGCUCACCGCGGGCUCCGCGCGCGCCCCACGCCGCGCCGCGCCCGGCCGAAGGGAGGGGCGGGGCGGGGGUCGCGGCCCCCUCGGCAGCGCCGCGCGCCCGGCUCGGCAGCCCCCCGUCCCUGACCUACUUUCCGCCUGGCUUGCCACCCGACGGCGCACCACUAACCUACUUUCCAGCCAAUGGCACCCUCCCCCGGCCCCGCGCCGGACGCGCCCGCCCGCCAACGGGAGAGCGGCGCCGCGCCCGCCCGGGCCAAUGGGCGGCCGGGGAGACGGCAGCGCCCGCCCCCCCGAGCAGGGGCCAAUCCCCGAGCGGCCCCGCUCCAGUGGCCAAUGGGGAGGGCGGACUGGCAACGCUGGCCCCGCCCCACGGCGCGCGGCGGGAGGGGGGGCGUGA
Pseudopipra pipra is the source of this 1155-nucleotide messenger RNA. RefSeq names its product basic salivary proline-rich protein 3-like. The record is from RefSeq and is a predicted model, not a curated record. NCBI's taxonomy places the organism in Eukaryota, Metazoa, Chordata, Aves, Passeriformes, Pipridae. The coding region runs from base 1 to 1155 and encodes 384 amino acids. The transcript has a single exon.